This is a messenger RNA of Diabrotica virgifera virgifera (western corn rootworm), 1760 nucleotides long. Its product is annotated as ras-related protein Rab-37-like. The transcript is spliced from 8 exons. NCBI's taxonomy places the organism in Eukaryota, Metazoa, Arthropoda, Insecta, Coleoptera, Chrysomelidae. Gene Ontology annotation, cellular component: endosome; Golgi apparatus. The coding region runs from base 406 to 1299 and encodes 297 amino acids. The record is from RefSeq and is a predicted model, not a curated record. Gene Ontology annotation, molecular function: GTP binding; GTPase activity.
AAUUAUCUUUAUAGUUAUUUUAUUUAAAUUUUAAUAACGGUUUGUCAUUAAAUUAUACUUAAAAAUAAUAAGAUCUAACUAAAAUAAAUCUUUGACUGACGUCAUACUUAACUAUUAGUUGGCACAAGUACUUCAGUUGGUAUUAGACACCAUUCGCUGUCAUGGGAGUUUCGUUCUGUGGGGCUUCUCGUCUAACGACAGGAAAUAUUGGACACUUCGCUUGGUACGCUAGAACGGAAAAGUGGCGGAUGACUGAUUGAAAAGGACGGAAAUUUUAAUACAAUAGUUUCAAGCUUUUAUAAGUGAUAUUUAGUGGCAAAUUAUUGGUGGUGCUUUGGAGAAGCUAGGAGACUAAGUUUUGGGAGAUCCCGGAGGAAUUGGAAGUCAUGUCAUCCGAUUGGCAGCAUGGAGACGGGCGCGGAUAGCAUGGACGACGACGUUUUCGAAACGAUAGAGGAUAGCCGAUUGAAGAUAAAUGCUAUCAAUUCGCAACAAAAAGGCGGUACUCCGUCGCCAACGGGCUACAGAAAUUAUAAACCUCCUGCGGAAGUUUUGAAAUUGGCCGAAAAUGAUAUUAUCGAAUCCGUAGAACCCAUCGUGCACAAGACAAUUUUGCUGGGAGACAGCGGAGUGGGCAAAACCUCGUUAUUAGUUAAAUUCGACACGGGAAAAUUCCAGUCGGGGAAUUUUUCUGCCACCGUUGGAAUCGGAUUUACGGUUAUGCUCCUGGGAGAUUCUGGAGUUGGGAAGACAUGUAUCCUGAUGCGGUUCAGAGAAGGUACCUUUUUAUCUGGAAAUUUCAUAUCUACAGUAGGAGUUGAUUUUAGAACAAAAGUGGUAACUGUAGAUAAUACCAAAGUCAAAUUACAAAUAUGGGACACGGCGGGACAAGAAAGAUUUAGAAGUGUAACACAUGCCUACUACCGAGAUGCUCAUGCUCUGCUUUUGCUCUACGAUGUGACGAAUAAAACGAGCUUUGAUAAUAUACGAGCUUGGUUAGGCGAAAUACGAGAAUACGCACAAGAUGAUGUCGUUAUUAUGUUAUUAGGUAAUAAAGCAGAUUGCGGUAUAGAAAGGGCGGUCCGAAGAGAAGACGGAGAAAGGUUGGCAAGGGAAUACAAUGUAGCUUUUAUGGAAACUUCGGCCAAGAGUGGACAGAAUGUUGAAUUGGCUUUCGUAGCUGUUGCAAGGGAACUCAAAUAUCGAGAAAAUGGCACAAGGGAUUCAAACACCUUCAAUGUUAACGACUAUAUCCGGGAACAAAGUGUCAAACCGCAAUGUCCGCCUUGUACGACUUGAAGAUUUAUUUGAAAAUACCUGUGGCAACAAAGUUUAAGGGUCGUUCAAAGAAAAAGAGUUUCUGAAUAUUUUAGAUAUCUAGAAUGUACUAUGUAUUUUUAUUAUAAAAAUCUAAUUUGUCUUUUAUAAUUUCUUUUCUAUAUAAACCAAAUUUAAGUCAAAAAUAAGGUAAUUACUUUUACAUAUCACAUGUACAAUACAAUAUCGAUACUUUUUAAAUAUUGAGUAUUGUAUUGGUUAUACCAAUGAUCGUUUAUCGAUAUCGGCAAUACUUCAAUAUUAAUAUGGCUUCGUAUUAAUAUUGAUUUCGAUACAAUAUCGAUACAAUACUCGAUAAAAUAUCGAUAUAUAAAGUAUAUUGAGUUUAUCGUCCUUCUCUCUCGCUCCAAUGGCGGAUACAGGGGAGGGCGAUCGGCCCCCCUCUCAAACCAAGUUAUAUAUAAAGAUUAUAAAAACAUUCA